Colletotrichum higginsianum IMI 349063 is the source of this 1827-nucleotide messenger RNA. RefSeq names its product Homeobox domain-containing protein. Gene Ontology annotation, molecular function: DNA binding; DNA-binding transcription factor activity, RNA polymerase II-specific. The transcript has 2 exons. Gene Ontology annotation, cellular component: nucleus; RSC-type complex. Bases 1 to 1827 code for a protein of 608 amino acids. Lineage: Eukaryota; Fungi; Ascomycota; Sordariomycetes; Glomerellales; Glomerellaceae. The record is from RefSeq and is a predicted model, not a curated record. Gene Ontology annotation, biological process: regulation of transcription by RNA polymerase II.
AUGGCCUACUACCAGGACUACCAGACUCCAUACGACUAUGCUGCCUUCAGCACCCCGUUCCCCGGAAACCUGUACCAAAAUGAGUACAGCAUGGAACUCUACCGACAGCAAGCCGCCAUGAUGAACCGAGGCAUGUUCCCGGGUGUUGGCGGAAAGGUCACUGAAUCCAAGCCGAGACUUGCUAAAGACGAAGUCGACAAGCUUGAGAGGGAGUUCCAAAGGAACAACAAGCCCAACAGCAGCCUGAAAAAGCAGCUUGCCGAGGAAAUGAGAGUCGAUAUUGCAAGAAUCAAUAAUUGGUUCCAAAACCGUCGAGCAAAGGCGAAACAGGAGAAGAGGGCGCAGGAGAACGAGGCUCGCCGCAAGUCAGAGCAGGCCGCCGAUGAAUCGACAAACUCCGAAACCAUCAAAGAGUCCUUCUACGACCACGAUGACGACCUCCGCCCGUCCACAGCCCCCUUCCCCCCCGUUAAGGCACAUCCCGGCGUGACUAGCAGCCGUGAGAGCUCGCCAUCGGAAGGGACCGAGACCCCGGAGCAAUCCGCAGAACAACCACACGCCAUCGCGGAAGAGACAGAGUCGGAGUAUGCCUCGCCCGAGUCGUCCAACUCGUUCCAGCACCAAGACCUCAAUAUCAGCUACGCCCUCGCCUCCGACGCGUUCUUCUCGGACCAGCCGUCCUGUGACUUCACGUCAUCCAUGCCAUUGGAGGCUUCCCACCCGACACCCGGACACCUGACUCUUUCGAUACCCAACCAGUUCAUGUCGCACCUCCCCGAGUCGACGAGCGCUUCGUCCUUCUCAUCAUACCAUCAUCUGUCUAGUGCGAGCGAUUUCGGAGAUUCGCUUGCACCCAUGGCGCAUAGCCUGUCGGGCAACUUGACCGAACCGAUCCCCAUCAACAUCAAGCAAGAGCAGAUGCAAGCCGAGGCCCUGAACAGGUUUGAUCAGUUUUCCCCUGCGUCAAUGUCUCAGUCGCCGCCAGAGAUGUCCACCUCAGACUUGCGUUUCAGGUCGCCCUCGACCAUCGACAUCGCCAGCAGAAGAAACUCGAAGCGGCCCGCACAGCUUGUCAGCUGCAUGCGAAGCCAAUCAUACAACUAUUCCGGACCCAAGACGGGCAUCGAGAUGCCUAGGAGGAUGGAGGCGCCGAGCCCAAUGCGCCGCGUUGCAUCUGCAACGGGCAACUUUCCUAGAGGGAUUCAGAAGAUGGCCAGCUCAGGCCCGCGAUCGCCGCUGUACUUUGACCGUAACCAGGAGAACCUCCUUCUGCAGAUGGCCUCAAGGUCCCCGGUAUCACGAAGCCCGGCAGCGCCACCCACGCCAAACACGCCGAUUGUCCCUAGCCAACAGGCGCUGCGCGAGACGACCGUCUCUUCCAUGUCCUCGGCCGAUGACGAAAAGAGCUAUAGCCACCAGAAUACCCUGACCGUGCCCCAGUACGCCAUGGACCCGACCAUGAGGACGCCGCCCGACACCCCUGGCAUGCUGACGAUGCCGAACUCCAUGUUCCCUACAUUUGACUUCAACGUGCCUGACGAUCCGCUCCCUACGCCCAGCUUUGGCGGCUUUGAGCAGGAUUUCCCUGCCUUGUCGACGAGCAUCCCGAGCUAUGUCGCACACGGUUGCGCAAGCCAGCCGGUGACACCAUCGUACCCUCCCGGCAACAUGGGGCCGGCAUUUUACUCGUCCUACGGCGGCGGUGGCAACACUGAGUACAACUGGUCGGAUGCCUCUGCCGUCUCGGCCAAGCCGUCACCUGAUCAGUCACGGUCAAGACAGUUUCAGUUCACCAACAUGACUGCGCAAGAUUUCCACGGAGAGUGA